Cydia fagiglandana is the source of this 2615-nucleotide messenger RNA. RefSeq lists its product as uncharacterized. Lineage: Eukaryota; Metazoa; Arthropoda; Insecta; Lepidoptera; Tortricidae. The transcript is spliced from 3 exons. The record is from RefSeq and is a predicted model, not a curated record. The coding region runs from base 151 to 906 and encodes 251 amino acids.
ACGGUCGCUCGCGCAUGCCUGAGCCAGUGUACAUCGGCGCGCCAGACAGAACACACGCGGUGCGACUGAUAACCAACAUUUGGUCUACUUGUUCAGUGACGUCACGACCUUCGAAUUCGUAUAUUUGUUUAGCCGGCUGAAUUUUAAAAGAUGAAGACAUUAACAGCACUAUUUAUCGGCGCACUGUACCUAGCGGUCAUCGACCUCGGCUCCGCGGAGCAGAGCGAGCACGAACACCACAAACAAAUCCGCCACAGACCAAAGAGACAGUACCUAGGCGACUAUGGCUACCAGCCGUCGUGGUACCGUCCGCACUACCCGGAACACCGAAGAGACGACAGGAGUCAACAGGACUUGCUGCCGCAUAUCUAUAGGUUACUAGAAGAAAUUUCUGACUUAGUCCGCCGUCCUCCUCCUCCGCCACCGCCUCAACCGAUCUACAUACCCUAUCCCGUCCAGUACCCGUGCCAACGAUGCAAAUGUCCUACGCUGCAAAAGCCGAACGUUACAAGCAGGUUCCCGGAGAUGGAGGACUCGAAUCAGAACUGGGGGUACGACGACAGCGAAGAGCCGGAGGACAACUUCAACAACAACAGGCCGAUCAACUUCGACCCCAUCGCGCCGCCCGCGGUCACCUCCCGCCCGCCGCCCGCCGUCGAGCACGGCAGCAGCCAGGCUUCGGUAAACACACAACAAGGCAGGGUAGAUUCCAACACCCGCCGCCCGAAGCGCUGCGACGCCAUGGUCCUCUCCUGCUGUGACCCCUCGCAAUCCAGGCAGCAACAGCGCGCCUGCUUCGUGUCAGGCAACUGCGCAACCUACUUCGACAAACGCGAUGUAUGCUCCAAGGAGUACGUUCAGGAAGUUCUAGACAUGUUCGCAUCAGCGUACGCUCCAACGCAGUGAGGACGGUAGAUGCGGAAACGACUUAGUCAUGAUCAGUAUUUAUUUGAUGUUAAAUGUUGUCGGUGCUGUACCGUGUUCAAAUUACGUACGAGAUAUUGCUGCUCGUAAGGCCUGCCAGCGUAUUAUAGAUGGUUUUAUCCACGUGAUAAAAUAACUGACUCUUUUUAACAUCGCGAGAUAGAUAGCGACGGACACCGUUUUAUCACGCUGUCACUUAAACUAGAACGACCAUCAUAUCCGUACUGAUUGACACAUUGAUAAGUGUUAAAUGCGAGUUCUUACAUUUCCUACUUGCGUUUAGGUAAUCAUUGUGUAAAUCGGCCCUAAGGUCUGGCUCUGGGUUAUCGCUGUCAUUGAUUGGCAAGCUGUAGAUAUAGAUCAAACUCUGUCACUUAGGUAUUCAAGUGAUACAAAUUCGAUUAACGUAGCAAAUGUAUUUAUUUCUUUCUAUAAUUAUACGAAUAAGAAAUGAGCUCGCAUUUAAAACGUAAAAUCAAUUGGAUCGAACCGCGAUCAAACGAACUUGAGUUAUCUUUAUAUCAAUGCAGCGCGAACGCCACGUCUGUAAAAAUAGAAAUGCAGUCACUAGAUGUAAUGUGCUUGGUUAUUUUUAAGAGUUUCUUUUUUGAUGAAGCUUAAGUGGUUUUAGAUAGUUUGAAGCAUCGUUCUUUGCAUAAAAUCCCAAUCUACAAUACAUUUUUUACGCCGUUUUUCUAAGUUUAUUCUGAUGACAUAGGAUUGCUUUUAGUCUGUGUCUGUACGUUUACGUGUCAUGCGAGCUUUAAUGAAUAAUUUAUUAUUCUUUUCUUUGUAUGCUUGCAAAAGUCGUGCUUAUAAUGUUGAAGGUGUUUCUUUAGGGUCCGGUUUUUGAGUUUCCUGGCGGAAACCCGUCUUACCUUAAAUGUGCCCCUGCUGGAUACAUCUUCAGUUUCGAUGCCAUAAUUACACUAGUUCCUUGUACUUAGUUAUAUAUGUUAAAACAAUGCAUUUUUAUGCUUUAAGUAUAUGACAUUAUAUUUAACUCGAUCAUUGGAAAAUAUUCGGAUGCAGCUGUGAUUCUUCUUUAAGACAUUUUGCACAUCAUUUUGCAAAAAUAUUUUUAAGGUGAAUCUGUACCCGUACCAUGAGUUACUGAUAGUGUCAACACUGACAUAUUAAGCUAACGUCUACAUAAUUUACUUUCUAUACAUCUUACUCGCACUAAUAUGUCAGUACGAGCGAGAUUCAUAGAAAGUAAGUUACGUAGACGUUAGCGUAUAUAUGUCAUUGUUGACACUGUCAGUGAGUCGUGGUAAGGGUAUCUUUGCUGCAUUUCUUUGUUAUGAAGUUAAUAUGUGGAAAAAUAAAAUUGCUAAUAACUGAUCACUUAAGAAAAUAUCAUACAAUCACAGUAAACAUGUAAUGUAAAUGUAAUUUACUUAAAAUGAAAAUUCACAUAAAUAUUGUAGGUACAUUGAGUUAAUUUCAUUACAAAGAUAUUAGAAAAUAAUACAUUUUGUUGAUAUUUUGGUAAAGUGGCCAGUUAUUAGCUUUAUUAUUAGUUUACCCUACAUCUAAAAUUGGCAACUAUCUGUUAUACGUAAUUAUAACGAAUGUAUAUAUAUGAGUGUUUGGAUGAUUUGUAAGUUGAUGAUCUUGUUAACAAUGCAAUUGUUUAUUAAGUUUAAAUAUACUUAAAAAUAACUAAUAUAGAUAUGUUUUAUAUAUUU